AUGGUCGACCUCCAUAUUAGGCGGUGGGAGCGGCUUCAACGCCUUCUGUCUCUGUGCGAACUGGGCCUCGAAGAAUUCCCUAUAGACCCACUGGGUGCCCUAGCCACCAGCAACAGCAAUUCAGGGACCGGCAGCUGCAGCAGCGGUGGUAGCAUGCUGCGGGAGCAACAGCAGCAGCAGCUGUUGCUGCCUCCAGUGGAGUGUUUGGCAUAUAGCGAGGUGUUUCAGCUCAAGUGUUGCGUUGUCUUGCAUUCAUUAGAAGCCCUUUUAUCUUCUCAAAAUUUUCUUUCUAGCCGUUUCCUUCUCUCAUUUUGUCUCAACGAUUUCCUGGGGAAGACCAGCAGGAGGAAGGAACCCCCUAACGGCGACCGUUUCUGGAAAAGGCUGUUGCUAGCAGUGACAGCGGCGUACGUUGUGCACUGGAACAAGACUCCACAGGCUCGGACUGGGGCCCGAACGACUUUACGGCUGAAAACCGACCCGCAAAAGGGGGGAGUGCAAGCCCUUGAACUAGAAAACAGCGAACCAGUGAACCCUCAAGACCACGAGGCGCUAACGACCUUGGAGGAGACGUUGCAGCUGUUUAGAGCUGCAUUCGUUUCCGGAUGCGGCUGCCCACAACUGGCUCUCUCUUUUAUGCUUCAGCUGCAACGCAAAGGCUCCUCUAUGGAUGUCUUCAAUUUCGAAAUUGAUUUGCUCGCGCUGCAGCCGCCUCCCCCACUCAGUGAACCACCGCAGCAACAGGGACUGCACCAACAGACUCUCCUGCAGCAGCAGCAGCAGCAGAAGCAACAGCAACACCAAGAUCGCCAACUGACAAGGCCUCAACUCGACAAGGCUGGGGUUUCCGUGUUCUACCCGGCAGACCUUGCAGGACUAGCGGGGUUUAAUUUGUGGCAGGCCCAGGAGACAGGUAGCAGCAACCAGCAGGCUGAGGUGUCUCUGCGCCUCGCAGCAGACACACCAGGAAGCGUUGCUGUUUCUUCUUGGGAGUGUCUCCUUGUGCGUCUUCUCUGGCCAGGUCUGUGCCGGCAGCCCCGCGAUACAGCAGCCCCGCCGCGCAGCCGCAGCCGCAACAACAGCAGCAGCAGCACUUUGGUAUACCAAGGCUGCUUCAGCAGCGACCUGCUUCCACCAAGCUCUCACCUAACGGAGCGCCUGCAAGUCCUUCAGGGGUUGCAUGACCCUGUUGAUGUUGUUGGCAGAGAUGGGAAUUUCAUUUUGGGGUUUGGCUACGUCGGGGACAUCCCAGCCCCCCUCAACGCGGGCAGAGGCCCUCUGUGGCAAGCUAUCAAAGAAGCGCAAAGGCGCUCGUGUCUUCAGCAGCAACAGCAACAACAUCAUGCUGACGAAGACCCUAAUGAACAAAACGGGGACUCCUUUGCUGCCCAAUGCGUCGACAACGAAAGAUCUCCUCCGGCAUUGCCGGUUGCUACAGUUGGCGGUUUGCCUUACUGGGCGCGGCUGCUGCAGCAGAGGGACUAUCUGUUGCGCCUGCGAGCAGCAAGUAGCUGCGAGUUGUGGAGGCGCAGCGUUGGGGUGUACGUACACUCCGUAGUCCCCAGCGCAGUCCCUGCGUCGCUGGUAACUGAGCUGCUCCCACAAGCAGCAGAUUACGGUUUCGAGUUCAAAGGGAGCCUCAGCAGCCUCGGCGGCGCCAGCAGCACCGGGUGUUGCUGCAACCUGCUGCGGAAAGGCGUUCUGCAAUACGUGGGCUUGGAGGUGCCAGCUCCACAGGGACCGGUGCAGCAGCAGUUGCUGUCACUGCAGCAGCCAGCACCAUAUUUGCGUUUCUCCUCCGGAUUUGAGAAGUACUGGCUUUCUGCGCUGCAGCUGCAGGUGGUAGAUGAUGAUAUCAUUAGAGGCAGCACUGUCUACCUCAAGGAAGGAUCCUUGCCUCUCAGAUUCUCUCUUGACGCGAGGGCGGAACGCGGCAGGCAAAAGAACCUCUAA
Messenger RNA from Eimeria maxima, 1953 nucleotides. Its product is annotated as bromodomain-containing protein, putative. Lineage: Eukaryota; Apicomplexa; Conoidasida; Eucoccidiorida; Eimeriidae. The record is from RefSeq and is a predicted model, not a curated record. Bases 1 to 1953 code for a protein of 650 amino acids. The transcript has 5 exons.